AUGGCCAAUGUCGCUGUGCCGGAGGAAUCUGCUCUGCAGGUCCUCUGGCAGCACGGCUCGGCCGGCUCGCUUGCGAAAAUGGGGCCCAGCUGCUUGGGGCCACAAGGCAGCUUGGUGGUGACGCAAUGGGUCACGUCCACGGGCUCGGUCCGCUUGCUGUUCCCCGAGGAGGAGGACGAUCCAUCGCCAGGCAUUGCAUGGGCAGAUUUGGGCGGAGCAGAAGGCGCCUGUGUGGUGCUGCUAGAAGAGGGCCUGGAUUUCUGGGUGGAGCCUCGUGGCGGACAUGUGGCCGACGAGGAUCAGGAAGAUUCAGAUCAGUUUCGGCCAACGAAGUUGUCCGUGCGGGAGACCUGGGAAAGUGAUAGCCCCCAUGUGGGGAGCCUGCAACGCGGUGAUGUGGUGCAACUGGCAGAGAUCUCCGGUCGCUUUGGGCGUGUGGUCCGCAUCAAAAGCAUCGAAGACAGUGAUGAAGCCGUAGGAGGUUGGUUGGACCUUUACACCGAAGCUGGUUGGUCAUGCCUGCGCAAGCGCUUCCCAGGACAAGUGCACCCUGAGGAAGUGAAGCGUCGAAUCUUGAAGGAUUCCGUGGAAUCGGUCUUGCUCCAACUCUCACAGGAGGUUGAACAGACGGGCAGCAAGAAAGAGGAGGAGAUCUUCGAGGAAGAAGAAGCGGAGUUGCCGGAACUGUUGAGAGAACUUGGAGAACUGGAGGCGAAGAGCCUCUACACCCGGGACUGGCGCGAAGCGAUUGAUCCAAUUUGGGGCCGCAGAUAUUUCAUCAACCGCUGGUCAGGACAAGUGAUCCACAAGCUCACGCGCUACGGGGUGGCGGAGGCUGUGGUGAGGCUUACGGUGUAUUUCAACAACUUGUCGGUGAAUGCUGCUGGACUGCAUCGUGAAGAGUGGCCUGAUAAGAAACUGAAGCAGCUGGAAGAUAGCGCUAUUCCAGGCUUCGCCGCCAUGGCCGAUGUCCCGGACCAGCGCGUGGCAGUGAAGUUUUUGGCUGGUCCAGAGGAUCCCAUUGAGAACUCUGAGCCUCCCACGCCAAACGACUCGGAGGAUUCCAUCACAGGGGAAGCGACGUAUCGACCAGCAAGAAGCGAUUUGAAAGUGGAAGUGAUGCUAAAAGCGCCAGGUGUCAAAGCCGCCUGGGCCUCUGCCGCGCUUCAGCGGCUGAUGGCUGACGCUGAGAUCUUCUCGAACCAUAUCGCGGAAGUGCUUGGCAGCGUCCCACAGAUUUGGCUCUUGCAGCUGAAAGAUGGAGAGCCCUUCACAAUGGUGCGUGCUGAUCUGGAGGAGAUGGACAUCGCCCGGGAAUCGGACCUGGCGGAGCGGGCCAGAUCGAAGGCCUCUGAAAUCGAAGAGCUGGCAGCGUUGGUGGACACUGAAUUCGUGGAGCUGCGGAAGAACUUGAUGUGGUCGAGACCCAAGAGCAUGCAGUAUGCCUUCCACCAGAUUGGCGAGGUGAACGCCCGAGCCAUGUGUGAGGGAUUGGAAAUGGCCUACAACGCGGAUCAUGCACAAAAGGAUCCUUCGCACUUGGAGGAGAUCAGCAUUUGGGGCUGCAGCAUUGGCAACGGCGGCGCCGUGGCCUUGGCCAAUGCCCUCGCCAUCGGCUGCGGGGAGAAGUUGCAGAGCAUCAUCCUGGAUGAGAACGACAUCGGCGCCGCAGGCGCCAAGGCCUUAGGCGUUGGACUUCAGAGUUGUCCCUUCCUUCGAGAACUGAGUCUGCCGAAGAAUCCGCUGGGUAAAGGCUUCACCUCACUGCUGUCAGGCCUAGGGCCCAACUUGAAGGUCUUGGAUGCAGCCGAGGCGAACUUGGAUGAUGAAGCAGCUUUGGCCACCUCAAAGACAAUCACUCGUUGGCCGUUUUUGAGGUCACUCCGCUUGGCUGGAAACGCCAUGACCAUAUUGGGCAUCGACGCCUUGGUGCGCUCCAUGCUGCUGGCCAAAGACCUUCAGCAGUUGGACCUCAGGGGUUCAUCCACCACACCGUUGGCAGUGGAGUGGCACAGGCUCAUGAAACUGCUGCAGAAAGGGAACAUCGACACCCGCAAGCUACGCUUGUGAGAC
Messenger RNA from Cladocopium goreaui, 2073 nucleotides. The record is from the annotation of a GenBank genome assembly. NCBI's taxonomy places the organism in Eukaryota, Dinophyceae, Suessiales, Symbiodiniaceae.